Fusarium tjaetaba is the source of this 6714-nucleotide messenger RNA. RefSeq lists its product as uncharacterized. The transcript is spliced from 12 exons. NCBI's taxonomy places the organism in Eukaryota, Fungi, Ascomycota, Sordariomycetes, Hypocreales, Nectriaceae. Gene Ontology annotation, cellular component: membrane. The record is from RefSeq and is a predicted model, not a curated record. Bases 1 to 6714 code for a protein of 2237 amino acids. Gene Ontology annotation, biological process: transmembrane transport; metal ion transport. Gene Ontology annotation, molecular function: metal ion transmembrane transporter activity.
AUGUCCGCCAAUGAAGACCCUUCAAUGAAACAGAACCCAGGAUUUAUACCGUGGAAUUCAGCCAAGGUCAACAUCCCAGAACCCUCACGUAUCGUCAGCGACAUUAUCGGAAGCGCAGCAGUCAAAGCUUCAGCGGCUAGUAUCCUAUCAAGCAACCCUCGGAUCCAAGCAGCUCAGUCUGAAUGGGAACGUAGACAGGCACAAUACUUCUCACAGGCACCUGCAUCUCAAGCCAUGCCUCGAAAGAGAAGCUCAACCCCAACCUUUUCACAUCCAGACUUUUCAUCCGUCAUCCUCAAAAGGACUCCCGCUGAUUACGCCCGUGUUCGCGAAGCUCGUCGCUUUACGGAAGCCGAGGUCGCGAGACAGUUGGCAGAUAUCAACAGUGCAGCUAUCAAGAAGAGCGCCAUGCAUCAUUCAUCUCAAUCUGCGGUAGUCUCUCUCACCGGGGCAGAGUUGCUCAAAAAGUACACUGGCCAAGGGACGCCAUCACCAACACCUGGACCAGCAAGAUCGCCCGACUUUCUGGUACCUGAUAACCGAUGGGAAGCAAUCAUUCUGGCUGAACCUGGUCGAGCCUACUCUGUGUAUCCUCUCCCUGAGGGUGGUGCUACUUCUGCUCGGGGGGCACUUAUUCCGGCAAACUACAAACUUCACGACGACCCUGAGCUUCCAUACAUAUGUCCUGUACGAGAUUGUCGCCGUGUGUUUGGCAAACUUAAUGGUCUUGGUGGACAUUUUGGCGCUGGGCAUUGCUCAACGACAUUCAAUGACAACGGAGAUGGCACGUUGACCAAGGUCGGUAGCUAUCAGAAGGAUGGUCCCGGGGGUACACCUGGAAUUGUUGUCUCCAGAAACCCACUUCCUCCUGACGCACCACCUCCAGUCGACCCGGGAUUGUCGACAUUCGCCACGUUCCAGCAAAACCGAGUAUCUCGAGCUGCCGAGCAGGAGAGAAAGACAACACGCUCGCGGGACUCCCCCUACCGGUCUCAAGCAAUGCAAGAAUCGGAGGUUAAGCAAUAUCUCCACCGACACCUCAGUCCAGCUCAAAAAUCUCAUCAACGAGAGGACAUCAAUUACAUGCUGACAUUGCCUCGCAGACGUGAGCUGCCUGAGGGUUGGAAGCAUACCCACCGGGGAAGCAACCUGGAUAUCACUCACUAUUCCUGUGCAGUGGCAUAUCUCGUGGGUACUGGUGUGGUAGGCAGUGAGCAGUGCACAGUCAAUAACACUCAGCAAUCUGCACGACUGUCGCAACCUUGUAUCCGUCUCCCAAUUGGCUUGUCUGCGACAGCGAAGCAAGCCUUUUCUGCUCUAGAGUCUUGCGUUGGAUGUAGAUACUGGAGUCAUCUGCAGGGAUGUUCAAAUGGCUGCGACUGGUGUCCUGAGCCAAAAGUUGGACGAGGGGCUUCUGGUUCAUCUCGAUCUUCUUCUGAUUCUGGCCUAUCAUAUAGAUCCACUGAUCUCGACGAUUAUGAAGGUGUCGAUGCCAUAACCGAAGUCCAGCCAAAGCGAAAGAGAAGACGCUCCUCUGCGAAUGACGUUACCAUAAGAGACCAAGCCGUCAUUAGCAGACCUGAGACAGGUGUUGAAUUGGAAAUGGAGGAUUGGGAGGUUGCUCCAGGAAGGAUAAAGGAUGAAUCUUCCUCAGACAACGUCGCCUAUUCCAACUCGUACCUCACCAGUGGUCAGCCCGUCACUGUCUCAGAGGACGUCAGCUUUAACGUCAUGGUUUUGAAGCCCGGCAGCGCUAAUCAUUGGGCUGUUGAAGACGACAAACUGCGAACAUGUUCCGUCGCCUCAGGAAAGAUUCGGGUCACCAUGAACGAAAAGACGUUCAAUCUUGGCCCCAACGGCAUGUUUGUUGUUAGACCCGGCCAGACGUGCAAGGUCGAGAAUAGACUGUACAUAGAUUCUGUGACACCCCACAUUAUGGGAUCUACGGUGGACUCACCCGAGCCGGAGCUCAGCAAUGACAAGGACUCGGUUCAUGUAAAUCCAGGAAGUCCCCCGGGUCAACUUCCGCCACUGAAUGAUUACACGACAGAGAGAGAACCUGAAAAGAUUAGCGAAGAUUCGACGGAAACUGAGGUGUCAAAGGCCAGAUUUAUUAUUGAUCCGGAAGGUGAAUUCACUCAUGAUCAAACAACAGUCGACAUUGUGACUGUCCCAUGCCCUGGAGCAGAUCCCCUUCGAACAUGGAGUCGCGAUGGCCUGAUGAGUCGAUACUACGGAGCAUUGUCUAUGCGUGACGCCGAAGGUGCAGCAACUGACGCUGACCGACCGGCUCCAUCAUGGGUUCGCCAAGGACUUCGUCGUGAAGCGGAUCGAGCUCGGAUUCUGUUGUAUGAGCAUCCGUCGACGACUGAGGAGACGAGACUGAGUACCCUGGCUGAUUCAUUGCUGGAGGAGCUGGAAAGUUUGAGAAAACGAGAGAAGCAGAAAAGACCGGUUGUGUUUGUGGGGCAUAGCGUUGGCGGUAUCAUUGUCAAGAUGGUGUUGACCAAGGCAAGCAGAGAUCCGUCGUUUGAGGAUAUAUACCGACAGUGUUAUGGUGCUGCAUUUUUUGGAUCGAGUUACUUUGCCAUGCCGAGUCUUGCAACUGGUAUUCAGAGUCUGCUUCAAUUGUCAGCUCCUAUGCCGACAUCAAUAACCGACGAUCUUCGUGUGGGAAACACUCUGCUCCUCCAACUGGACGACGACUUCAAAUCGAUAGCACACGACUUUCGCAUCUGGACGCUUUAUGAGACCAUUGACUCUCGUCUUUCAGGCAGCUCGGGAGAUGUCUACUUCACUGCACCACUAACCUCAAUCAAGUCUGCUAUUCUCGGCAUGCGACAAGAGACCAUUCUCCCACUUCAGAGUGAUCAUGCGAAUAUUGCUUCUUUCGGGCGGCAUAACGUGCACACGAUGCGCCUGUUCCUGAAGCAGUUGUCGGCUCUCAUCGGUCGUGCAGACGAGUACUCUCGUGAGGACGGAAAUUGGUCUCUGAAUCUUGAGCAAAAGGUCAACGUCGAGGUCCACGGAUUCUUUGAAGAUCCUCCAGGUCCAUUGGAUGUGGCGACAAUUCGAGCUUGGUCUACACGACUGCCGCUUCGAGAUUUCUUGAGAAAGGGACCAGAGGAGUGCUUGGCUGAGAGGUUGAACGAAGUCGAGACAGUUGAUGAAGGCAGAUUCUUGAGGAAUCGAGGGAAGACAGCCAUGCUGCCGACUGAGAAAGUUGCUGGUGAAACACACGACAAUCCCCUUGGGAUCUCGCAGGGAUCUGUCGAGUCUCCUCCUGCAUCCCCUAUCAUACGGCCUGUUGAUGCAGAAAAGACAAGAUCAGAAUCAGCACCUCAAACGGGAGCAAGAUCCCCUGCCACGCCUUUAUCACCGGCGGCUAUUUCACCACCUACACACUACUCAACACCAAUGCGACGUCCUUCGCCACUUAUCCGUGCCAAUUUUGAGCAGGAUUUGGCUGUCGACCGUCUGUCACCUCCUCCUCGAGGAAGAAUGGGGCGAUCUCUGAGUAGGUCUGUCAGCAUGGGAACCCAAGCCUCACAAUACGAGUACAAAGACUUUCCUCCAUUCUCGCAGCGAAGUCGAAGUACAAUCGAGGGCUUCAGUGACGACGAUGAUACCGAUGCAUCCCCGAGGCUGCCAGAAGCGAUCGUUGCUAUCCGAAAGGCCGCGAAUAAUGGUGAGAGGAGAGCCAGUGAGACAGUAAUCGUGGAUGAAGUACCUGUUGCGUUUUCGAAGCCUCAGAUCGAGACUCGCAAGUUUAUGUGGGUUCAUUUGCCAUACAACAAUCCUAGCUGGGUGACGAAAAUGUUCGAGACUCUGCAGACAGCAAACAAUCGCAACUAUGCCCCCCUGUUUAACAAUGACUUCUGGGCAACGAGGCAUUCUCGAGGGCGGCACUCUCAGCACUAUGCGUAUUUUGCGAAACCAGGCUGUUACUUUUCAGCUCCUCGGCACAUGUCACCUCGAGGCCGAUCUUCAAAACAGUCAUCGAUAUCACCCAAACCAGAGGGUGGAAUCUAUACUUGUCUCUUCCUCCCAUAUCUUCAUUUUGACUCGUACAAACGACUCAUUCGCCGACGAGAACUCAUCCUUCAGCGCCUCGGUCAUGGACGAGCUAGGCCUGUCCCCGAAUCUGUGGCAAAGUCUGAUUCCCUUGAAUCACAGGUGAUUUGGGAGUUUUUGGGCCACGAUCCGCCGCUCAACUGUCGUCGAACACUAGAUCAAUACGGAUAUCCAUCGUUGAGGGACACUCGGUCGCGAGACGAUGAUCAGAUGCUGUAUAAACUGACAAAGGAACGGACAUUCGCUCCCGGUUUGGGACCAGGACUUCAUGGACAAAUGUCAAACAGUAGCUCUGGGAGUAGCGGGAGCGGUAGUCGACGAUCCAAGACAAGUAGCCAGGACGGGGAAGACGAGGAGGGUUGCGAGGACUCUAUACUCAAUGGCAAUGUUCUCAUGGUGGAUCAGCUGUGGCUUUGGGCCAUAGACACUCAUACCCUACUCUCCUUCUUCCCGAAACGAGAGGGUGAUGCUAUUGAAGGGCCUCUGUAUCAGCAGGCAGAUCUUCGCGACAGCAUCUUUAACGAAGUCAACGUCGAUCUCACCCGACAAUGCGAAAAUGCUCUGGACCUGGCGGCAUUAGCAGUCCUCCAUGCUGUUACAGUCCUCCUCGACAGAUCCUCGCACCCAGACCUAGAAGUGUUUCGAAUAUUUGAAGAGGCCAUCAGCGUUCUAACCGAAAAACUCACCUCCUCGCUCAAAACUUUUCGCGCCGAGGGAUUCCGUGACAAAGCGUCAGCCUACGAGCCAGUUGAGAACAAGGCCCGUUCCAUCAGAGCGCGCCAUAAGGCUGAGGGCCGUCGAGCAGAAGAGGAUAACCGGGACAACACAUCGGCUCUCCUUGAACUUCGAGAUAUCGAAGAUGAACUUUUGAUUCUGGUUCAUCUGUUUGAACGCCAGUCUAAAGUCGUCAGCUCUAUGCUCUCCACUUACACUCGCCCGGAACUGCGUGACCGUACUGCAAAUGGAAGACUGUUCCUGAGUGAAGCGAUCAAGAAGGUCUCGGAGUAUACACACCAAGCUCAGGAGAUGAUUCAGAGAGUUCGGAGUACAAGAAACGACUACGACAAACUCCUUCAGAUGGUCCAGCGACAGGCACAGGUUGACGAGGUACGGCUGAGUAGGCUUCAUGCCGACCUUGCAAGUGCACAAAGUCGCAGUGUCAUGAUCUUUACCACAUUUACAGUCAUCUUCCUCCCGUUGACCUUCUUUACCGGUCUCUUUGGUAUGAACACUCAAGAAUGGGGCGGUGAGAAUAACCUGUCGCUCAAGACCAUCGGGACAAUCUCGUUGCCCGCAAGUUUCGCCCUAGUGGUGUUUUCUCUUGUGGCAGCUUUUAGCACAAAUGCUCGACUUCUGAUCAAAUGGCUUGCCCAUGUGUACCGACACAUGAUGUCCUGGGUGUGGCGAACAUUGUGUAAGCCUGCUGUUGCAAAAGUGGCCGACAUGCUGCCACAAGGCAAUGAGCGACAGAGGGAGGAGAGGGACUCAAGAAGUGGGAAGAGAGUUUUGAGAGAGGAAAUGAGUGACUUUUGGGAAAGACAUAGAUUAGAGAGGGACAGCGGAUACACGGUUCCAGAGAAGAAUAAGAGAACGGUAUUUCCCUUCGAGUUGUGCCUGUUAAAGAUCAGCCAGAAGAAUACUUCUUCCAUCACUUACAUCCGUGUCGAUAUGGCCGACUCCCCUCGCUAUGCAAUGGGCACACAGUCCUCUCAACGACGAACCAGCCCCAUUCGUAAGGGACAGCCAGAACGUUCCAGUACUCCAACUCGCCGACCAACGACGCCUACCCUCGGCCGCCGUCCAACAACUCCAGCACUGGGCCGGCGGGGCUCCAACACUCCUCUUCGCCGUCAGGGAUCGAAUUCAGCUCUCAACCGUCCUGUCACCCCCACUGCAACGGAGAUACCAGAUGGCGACCCCGUGAAAGUUGGUUGGAUCACCCCUCCAAAAACUGGCACAUCACCAGGAAGCCCAGAGACUCCAGCACGAAUCUUACCUGCUAUCCUCGAGAGUCCUCUUGUGAUGUCAUCACCUCGUUCGCGACAAGUCUCUCGUGUUGGUAUCACACCUCGCUCUCGACAGGUUUCGACCACCGAUGCGGCUCCUCGUUCACGUCAGGUCUCGCAGACUCUGCCGGCUCCAGAAGUUAAUGUCACUCCCGAUGUCGCCAGAACGCCCGUGCUUGAAGUUGCUCCGACCGUCGUCAAUGCUCCUCUUGUCAGAAUGACACCGAGUGUAGUUCGUGUACCCAAAGUUCGAUCGACUCCCGAGGUCGCACUUGUUCCAAAUGUUCGAACUUUGGUGGGCAACAUUGUCAUUCCGACAGCUGCAAAGAGUCCAGUGGUAGCAUCCCCUCCCGUCGUGGUGCCAGUUUCUGUGGCUCGGGUUGUGCCUGGAGUUGCUCAUAUGCCCUAUGCUGCUCCCAUCCCACUGUCGGCACCUCUGCCAGCGAUCGCUCUAGCGCCCAUCAUCGCUAGAGCUCUGGCUACUGCUUUCGCGCCACGUGUUUCUGAUACCCCCAAGGUUGCUCGGCCACCUUUGACUCAAGAAGCUCCCAAGUCGACGCUGGCUUCAAGGUCAGCGAAAGCUCCCAAGACUUUACCGCCGCCUUCCACUAGACUCCUCCUUGGUCAGGCAUGA